This is a messenger RNA of Formica exsecta, 1224 nucleotides long. Its product is annotated as phospholipase A1-like. The transcript has 7 exons. Lineage: Eukaryota; Metazoa; Arthropoda; Insecta; Hymenoptera; Formicidae. The coding region runs from base 96 to 1121 and encodes 341 amino acids. The record is from RefSeq and is a predicted model, not a curated record. Gene Ontology annotation, molecular function: lipase activity.
AUAUAUAUAAAAGAGUUUAGCUCUCAAUAUCGCAAAAUCCAUUUAAUUGAUUCAGUUUCUUCUCAGUAUCCAGUAAUACAUUCUUUCGUAUCGUAAUGAGAACCGUCGCUGCAAUACUUAUAACUUUUCUCGUACGAUGCGUGUAUUUACAUCCUAUGUAUGAAUCGGGUGUUAGUGAAGAUAUAGGAGAAUUUUUUAACUCGUCCUGUAUCUUUGGCCCUAAAUCCAUGUCGAUGAUUUUAUUCAACAGUAAUAAUCCUGAGGGCAAAGAUAUCGGGGAAAAAGAAAGCUGUAAGUAUAUUGAUCCUUCGAGACCGAUUGUCUUUUUGGUCCAUGGUUUUACCAGCUCUGGAAAUAAUACUAAUAAUUAUGAUUUGGCUUUGCAGUUGGUAGAGAAAGACUAUACAGUAUUUUCAUUGGAUUGGUCUGCUGCAGCAUGCACAGAUGGAAUACCCAUAAUAAAACUGCUGGAAUAUCCUGCAGCAGUAAAAAACACUCGUGAAAUAGGAGAGCUUAUGGCGAAAUACGUUAUAACACUGAUAACGGAUUGCAAAAUUCCACUGGAUAACAUAACGUUUGUCGGUCACAGUCUCGGGGCGCAUGUAUGUGGCUUCGCUGCAAAAAACAUUCAUAAUUUGGGUUACGGCAAAAUGCCGCUUAUCAUCGGCGCCGAUCCUGCGGCGCCGCUGUUUGGGUGGAAUAAGUGCGAGAAUAGGCUCUGCAAGACGGAUGCCAUACAUGUAAUAAUUGUUCACACAUCGCUUCUCGGAAUGCAGUCCAACAUGGGUGACGUCGAUUUGCGGUUUAAUGGUGGAAAGGAACAACCAAACUGUGCGCCUUUGGAUCUUUCAUGUUCACAUACCAGAUCCAUGGUCUAUCUGUUCGAUAUAUUCAAUAAUUGUGUAUAUCCUGCUGAUAAAAUAAAGUCAUCAUUUUUGGGAAACCUCGGAAGUACACCAUAUCCUGAUCCUAGUACAACUAACUGCGUUGUCGUAAAUGACGAGAUUUUCAAUAUCAAGCAAAACGACACACUCAGGGACGGAGAUUACUACGUAUUCGUCCAGAAGGAUUCUCCGUAUUGCACACAAAAAUCUUUUAGUUGCAAGUCACUGAUUGAAUAGCAGCCAAUAACUGACUUUAAAACUUUUAUUUUAUUGUAUUAGAAAUAAAGUUUCAUAAAUGGUACUGUUUUAAAUAAGCAAUUAAAUCGCACGAUAGCACAGC